CCCGCCGAGGCCUAGUCUGGCCCGCCGCCGCCGCCGCUCGGCCGAUGCGCCCGGAGCCAUGGACAAGAUCCUGGAGGGGCUGGUGAGCUCCUCGCACCCGCUGCCGCUGAAGCGGGUGAUCGUGCGGCGCGUGGUGGAGUCGGCGGAGACGCCGCUGAGCCAGGCGCAGUGCCGCGCCAUGUUCGCGCUCGGCACCCGGCUGGUGUUGCAGGGUCCCGACCCGUUCCAGCGGCAGGUGGGCCGGCAGGUGCUGGACGCCUACGGCCGCUUUCACCGCGCCGAGUUCGAGGCAUUCUUCAACCGCGGGCUCGUUCUCGGCCUCCUGCAGCGCGGCUACGGCGAGCUGAGCAACCGCGACCCCGCCAUCCUCGACUACAUCCAGGCGGGCCUGCGGCUCAUCAUGAGCUGCCCCUCGGUGCUGGAGCUCUUCGAGCUGCUGCAAGUGGAGGCGCUGCGCUUGGUGUGCGAGCGGCCGGCGCCGCCGCUCUGCGCCCGCCUCUGCCAGCUGCUGGGCGACUUCCCGCAGUGCCUGCCCCGCGGCAGGAAGCUCUCGCUCGCCUUCUGCCAGCAGCUGGUGCGCAGCAUCGCCCACUUCCAGAGCCAGGGCACCCGCGAGGCCGAGCUGCGCCUCUACGUCUCGCAGGUGACCCAGGUCAGCGCGCUGCUCAGGAGCGUCUGGAAGGCCGAGCCCGACACGCUGCUGCCCUCCCUGCAGGAACUCUUCGCUGUCAUCUCUGCCACGGAUACUUCGUUUGAGCCUUCUGUUGCACUGGCAAGUCUUGUGCAGCACAUACCAUUGCAGAUGAUUACAGUACUCAUCAGGAGCCUUACUACAGAUCCUAAUGUGAAAGAUGCAAGUAUGACUCAAGCUCUGUGCAGAAUGAUUGACUGGCUGUCCUGGCCUCUGGCUCAGCACGUGGAAACAUGGGUGAUUGCACUGCUGAAAGGAUUGGCUGCAGUCCAGAAAUUUACCAUCCUCAUUGAUGUCACUCUGCUUAAGAUUGAAUUGGUCUUUAAUCGACUUUGGUUUCCUCUAGUGAGGCCUGGUGCCCUUGCUGUUCUUUCCCACAUGUUACUUAGUUUCCAGCAUUCUCCAGAAGCUUUUCAUUUGAUUGUCCCACACGUGGUCAGUUUGGUUCACUCCUUCAAAAGAGAUGGCUUGCCUUCCAGUACAGCCUUUUUGAUGCAGUUGACUGAGUUGAUACACUGUAUGAUGUAUCAUUAUUCAGGUUUUCCAGAGCUCUAUGAACCCAUUCUGGAAGCUAUUAAGGAUAUGCCCAAACCCGCUGAAGAGAAGAUUAAAUUGAUCCUCAGUCAGAGUGCCUGGACUUCUCAAUACAGUUCUUUGCCAUCUUGUUUAUCUAGACUUUCUGGAAAAUCUGAAACUGGGAAGACAGGCCUAAUAAAUCUAGGAAAUACUUGCUACAUGAACAGUGUUAUUCAGGCACUUUUUAUGGCUACAGAUUUCAGAAGACAUGUUUUAUCUCUGAAUCUAAAUGGCUGUAAUUCCCUAAUGAGAAAAUUACAGCAUCUUUUUGCAUUUUUGGCCCAUACCCAGAGAGAGGCUUAUGCUCCUAGAAUUUUCUUUGAAGCUUCCAGACCACCAUGGUUCACUCCUCGAUCCCAGCAGGAUUGUUCAGAAUAUCUCAGAUUCCUGCUAGACAGGUUGCAUGAAGAAGAGAGAACUUUGAAAGCGUUGUCUUCAGCCAAGAGUUCUGAAAGUAUUAUGACUGACAAAUCCCAGGCACAAGAAACUGCCCAUAAAACACAAGUGUAUAGUGAAGUACCUUGUAUGGGAAGUGAAGAAAGAACUCUGAUAGAGAAGAUGUUUGGAGGAAAAUUGAAGACUAACGUGUGCUGUUUGAACUGCAAAAGUAUGUCUCAAAAGGAAGAAGCUUUCACAGAUCUCUCUUUGGCUUUCUGUCCCCCAACUUCCUUGGAAAAAGUUGACCCAAAAUGCAUAGAACAUUCUGAAGUGAAAGAUGACUACAUGGUGCAAACUAAUACUUCAGCAACCAGUCGUGCUGCAGAAACAUGUCUCAGUAAUUUGGAAGUAAAUCAUGGAUGUGACACAAUAAUGAAUGAAGGAACCAUAGGAGAUUUUACUAGUGAGCCAAGCUCUGAGAAUACCACAAUUUCUGAACUCAAAGUUGAAAAUAACGGGGAUAUGUCUCAGAGUCUAGUAGGUAAAAAUACCCUGUCAGUUACAGACUUACUCAAUUAUUUUCUGGCACCUGAGAUCCUUAGUGGAGACAACAAAUAUUAUUGUGAAAAGUGUGCCUCUCUACAGAAUGCUGAAAAAACUAUGCAGAUCAUUGAGGAACCUGAAUACCUCAUCCUCACUCUUUUGAGAUUUUCAUAUGAUCCAAAGUGUCACAUAAGGCGCAAAAUCUUGGACAAUGUUUCUCUACCACUUAUAUUGGAACUGCCAGUGAAAAGAGCAACAUCCCCUUUAGCUGUUGUUUCAGGAGGCUGGUCUGUUGGUGUGGAGGUUUCUGAUACUGGAGAAAACCUUGCUAAAAAACUGAAGCCCUCUGGUGCUGAUGAAGUGGCCUGCCCACAACUGGUGCCCUAUGUGUUGAGCUCUGUGGUGGUGCAUUCUGGUGUAUCCUCUGAAAGUGGACAUUAUUAUUCAUAUGCUAGAAAUGUUACUGGGUCAGGGCCUUCAGGGCUCUGCCACCAGUCUACAGCUCUUUCUUUAGUAUCUCCUCAGGAUAAGUUGUUUACAGAGGAUAGUCCUUGUACUGUUGUAGAAAAUGAUCUGGACACUGAGAUGCCAAGAGAAUGGUUUCUGUUCAAUGACAGCAGAGUGACAUUUACCUCAUUUCAGUCAGUCCAGAAAAUCACCAGUAGAUUUCCAAAGGACACUGCUUAUGUUCUGUUUUACAAAAAGCAGAACAGCACCUGUGGCUUCAACACCAAUCCAGCAAAUGGCCUCUGGGUAAAUGGAGACCCUCCUCUACAAAAAGACCUCAUGGAUGCAAUUACGAAAGAUAACAAACUAUACUUGCAGGAGCAAGAGCUUAGUGCUCGAACACAAGCACUUCAAGCUGCCUCAGCCUCUUGCUCUUUCCGACCCAAUGGAUUUGAUGACAAUGAUCCCCCGGGAAGUUGUGGGCCGACAGGUGGAGGAGGAGGGGGUGGGUUCAGUACCGUCGGUAGAUUGGUCUUUUGACUGUGAAGAAAAUCUGGAAUACACUGGUUCCAAAGCAGCCUAGUACUGCUGAGGACAAAUAAAAUACUGAACUCUUCAGAGUUGUACCAGGCUUUGAGACUUGAUACUUGGCCAAAAGCAAAUAUUAGUGGUUUUUUGGUUAUGUUUUAUUUGAAAUAAAUAAGCGCAUAAUGGAAAAAACCUACCUCUUAAAAGUUCAGUUGCUUUCAUAGUAAGAUAUGCUUGCCCAAAAAAACAGAAAAUAAGAAUUUUUUUUUAAGUACAUGCUAAUGACAUUGCAUUAAACUGAACAAAAUGCACUUACAUCAGUUUCUGUUUCCUCAUCCACUGAAUGAAGAAAGUUCAUUUUUUACUCUGAUGGUGUUGCUUUAUGUAGAAAGCCUUUUUCAGAUGGGCUAAACUGCAUCUGUAGUCUUACACCUACUGCUUUUUUCAAGUACAAUACCUGUGUGGAUUUUCAGAGAUGAUGCCAUUUGUAAUGAAGGCAAUAACUUAAAUGUGAUAUGAUACAGUACUUUCCAGGUUAAAAAUUAUUCAGUCCAUUUCCAGUGUAACUGAAAAUAAAAACAAACAUAAAUAUUUGCUAACUUGUUAUCCAAAAAAAGUGCAUGCUGUGUAGGAGCAAUGUUUUUAAAUAGAAAUUGUUAACUCAGUAGCAUUUCUGAUUGUUUUGAGGAUUUAAAAAUUGUUUCAGGGAUUAUAUCUGCUGAGUAUUGGAAAGGAAGAGAUUCUGUAUGUGCCUUGCAGUACUAUAACUUAAACUCUCUGAGGCUGCAGAAGAUGAGAAAAAUGUCUUAGUAGUCAAUUUUUUUUGUGUUAGAAAUCAUGACAUUUAUAGAAAGCUUUUAGGUUCCCAGAAGUUAAAAUCUGUAAGUUUGAAAUGCAGUAAGUGUUGCCCUUCAUUUUUUUUUCAUUAAAAAAUGCACAUACAUACCUGUUGCUGUCGAGGCAGGAUGGGAAUGAAGGGACUCUGACUCAGAAGGCUGUGAGAGUAAAACUCUGGUUUAUUCAGAAUACACCGCUCUUUUAUACAGAGCUUCGUGAGGACCAAAUCCAUUGGUCCUGAAGUGAAAACAACCUACACCAUUGGUGCAAAGUGCUUGACACACAAUGAUAAAAUUUCACUAUAAACAAUGUGAAAAACAAGAGAGAUAAAGAAUUAUUUACAUUCUUCUCCAGCUCUUUCCCAGGUUUCUGCCUGGCUAGAAACUCUCAGUUUCUUUCUUUGACUGAAUCUGAGUCCCACACAUACCUAGCAAUCUAUAACUUUUAUGGCCUGUACUGCUGGGAAAAAAAUGACCUCCGUCAUAAAAACGGAGCUAUGUUUGUGAAGUCACAGAAGAUAUUCCUCUAUUGGUCUUUGCUGAGGAUCUUUGCUUAUAGGAGUCUUUUGAAGUUUUGCCUUUGGUUUUUUGCUGGUAGUGAGAACUUUUUGGUGAGUUCAGGAUUUUUUUUUUUUUUCCAGUCUGCAGAAGCCCAAAAUUAUUCUGCCUAAGGAGCAGUGUUUGAUUGGCCAUUAGGCCAGCAGAGGUUGAGGAUACACUCCUUUGAGUAUUGGCAGAAAUAGCAACUUUGAUUUUGAUGUGCAAUGAGGAUAACAGAAGUAAAGGACUUAGACUGUUGAACCCAGUGAUUAAUUCUUGAGUAAUCUUAGAGGGAAGUGUAAAUUUAUUUAAUGUAUCUUUAAAUACAAAAUUCUGCAAUGUUUUUGCUGUGUUUUUAUAGUCUGUUGGGUGACAAAGCGUGUCCUUAAAAAGCAUGCAGACCUGGCAGGUUUUAGCUUAACUGUAUAAAAAUAAGCAAAUUUCUUAGAAAAUGCUUUAAAAAAAGCAUAAGAUUUAUUGAGAGAAGUAAGUAUUGUUCAUAUGAUUCUAAAUAUAUGGAGUUUAGUCUCAAAGGUAAUUUAUCUUGCAAGCUAUUUUUAUAUUAUCACUAAAACAAUGUAACUUACUAUGGAUUCGGAUGUUAUACUCAAGAAAGCUAGAGCAGCUCACUUUGAUUUUUUUCCCCUUUUUUUUUCUUUUUUUACUACUUUCUAAGCUUUCUUGUGAUAGUUUGUGAUACCUUGGCUUUAGCCUACUCUUUCCAUUGCUAUCUCAGUGGUAGAUUUCUGAACCAAAGGUUCAGCGACAGAAACACGGAAUGUUUUGAGACUGCCAUGAGGAACAUCCUCAUUUCAUUGAACUUGGGUGAGGUUUUUUUUGAAGGUUCACUUUGCUUUGAAAUUCUGUAACUUUUAGUUUAAGAAGGUUUUUUAUUUCCUUUUUCUUCUCUGCCAGUUUGCUUUGGUUUGAAAAUGUUCUAUAAGACAGGUUAAUUUGGCUUUUCUCUCCCAGAUUGAGGACACACUAAAAAGCUGUCUACUCAUUGCAUUACCUUGGGAAUAUUUUGUCUCUCUGUGUCAGUUUACUGUUCAUUUUUAAACUACUAGUAAGUAGAAGCAGAGGCAAGUGGUUUUACUCUAUAUGAAAUCAUAAUUUUGUGAAGGUCAGUUCUGGUUUUAUGUUCUCACAGUGAAAAUACAAAUUAUGCAGCAUACCUAAAAAUAAUAAGCAGUAUGUCUUUUGUAUACCUGUUGAACUAUAUUUCAUGAGCUCUUAGAAUGCUUUCUACUCCCUUUUUGCCUAUUCUAAAUUAGGUGUUAAAUAUGGGAAAUUUACAUGUGAAUAAUGCCAAUCAGGUUGGAUCUGCUUAGCUGCAAAAUGAUGGAUGUCUGAAACUGCAAAUAACUUAUUUCUUUCACCUUGUUGACUUCUGUCAAUGCAUUUGCUUGGGGUUUUACAAGUAGAUAUUAAAAUUCAGGAUACCCUUUCGUUAAGUCUGCUUGGUGACUUGAAAGCUGUAAAGCUGUCCUAGACUGGAGAGUCAUAGAUAACCAACUUGGAAGGUUUCAGUAAACCUAGCGGAAGUGAAGAAUUAUUUCAUGCUUUGAAAUGUGCACCUUUUUUAUUUCUUACAGUAAUAGUGUUGCAUGCUACUAUCUUCUGGACAUGAGAGAAAAAUUGUACAUAUGGUACUUUGAUUUCUAUUUCUUGUCAAUGAAUGCUGGAUGGUUUAUUUAUUUACCUUUUUGGUUCCAGUCUUAAUAAGUUUAUUGAGUUGAAUCCACAGAAAGAUACACAAUACAUAAGACCUUUUCAGAAGUUUUGGGAUUUUUGUAGCUUACUUUCAUGAAAGAGACACAGUUGUACCACUCAAGGGUGGUAUGUCUUAAAAUCCUAUUUGCUUCUACCAAGACAGACUGUGAUUUGUAUGGUCACUCAAAUUGUAUUAACUUUCUUUUGUGCUGUUAAUUUUGUACUUUUUUUCAUGUGGAGCAUCACAAUGGAUUACUGUGAACAGUCUCCCCUGUAAAAAGUGAUUACAAUGUCUGUGAGCCCAUUUAUACAGGAUGAGGAGAGAAGAGGCUUCUUUGAAUGACUGAAUAAAUCGCACUUUCUGGCUAGCUUUUUUUCUUUUUUUUUUCUGUGUUCCCUUCUCUGGAAAGUUAAAAUAUUUUAUCUUCUCUCUGCUCUGGAAGUUUAAUUUCAUGGGUAAGCCUUAAAUUAUUAUUUUUUUUUAAUCUGUAGCAUUAAGUUUGUUCAUUGAGUCAGAAUACUUUUUGUACAAGUGACAGGCAAAAGCUCUGGGAGCUGUGAGUGUUGAAACAAAAUCAAGUGGAUAUAAAUUUUCUGUAAAUAAAAUUUAGAUUAGAAGCAAAGUUCCUAAUUCUUGAACAGCCUUCUGGGCAGAGCCUUGCUUUGAAGGAAGAGUGAAGUAUAUCUAUGAAAGAAACAAAAUGCAAAGUGGUGUCUGAUUAGUAGGCAACUAAACCUGAUAAACCAGAGGUCCCUUCCUAGAGUUUUGCUCUUUUGUUGGGUUUCCUGUCUUGCCUCAUUGCAAGUAUUGUUUUUAAGGCUCAAAGAUUUGAGGGUAAAUAAAGAAAAUAUCGAACUGUGACAUAACAACAAAAGUUAACUGCUCAGUUUGGGGUGGUGUUGGUCUCUGAUAUAGGAGAAUGAAGCAUAAAAAUUACCAAAUCAUGGCAAGUGGAAUCUUGGAGGAGUUGUGAUCUAAAGAAAUGUGCUCAGUUUCUAACACAAGGGUGAUUUCCCUGGGUAACAACCUACAAUGAGAUGUAAUGAGUUGUGUCUCUUGGUAUCUUCAGUAGGAUGUAAUCAAAUGGAAAUUAUUGGGUAUUUUCAAAGGUGAGCAAAUGAUCUAUGAUUUAAAUGAGAUCGGAAUAGACAAUUUUGAUGGCUUUCAUGUUCCCUGUAGCCAGUCAUCAUAGGUCUUCCUAAAUCUGAAUUCAGAGCUAUGAAUAAUAUGCUGUUAAAUCACAGAGCUGUGGGGUCAAAUGUGAGAGAACCAAGAAUUGUGUGGUGCUGGCUGGCUUGUGUCUGACACAAGCUCUGCCUGUGGAGUGUAGUGUGGCACUGCCUCAUCACACAAGGUUUGGUGUUACAAUGCACACACACAUCCCCCAGUUCACUGGGAAUCUACUUUUGCUUGAAUUAAAGCACCCAAAUCAAAGGCACAACAACCAAAACCCAGAGUGAAGCACGCAUGAAUGUUUUUUACUACAAUAUGUACUCUCCUUAUUUAAAAUGGAAUAUCUUCUUAAUCUGCAGGAUUCUAGAUAGGAAUGUGGAUUCAAGAUACAUAUUUCUUGUUCUUUUUUUUUUUUUUUUCCAGUGCAGAUAAUAUUUUUAGGAAUCUGGUGUAAAAGUGCUUUAAUAGACAUGUCAAAAGAGACAACACUGGGUGGUUCCUCAUGAAGUUGCUGUGGGAAAGAGGGGCAGCAGGUGGUGAAGGAGAAGAGCUGGUACUGAACUGAAAUGGGACAAAUGGAAAAGGGUCAACAUGGCUCUAUUCUGAUUUAAAAGUUUCAUGUGUUUUAAUUUCACUGUUGUAACUUUAUUCCACCAAAGGAUACUUUGUCAACAAUGCCUUGUGUGAUCUGAGCCUGAUCCUUCAGAAGUUUCCACUGUAUCAUUAUAUCCAUUAUAUUUUGAAGGAGAAAUAUCUCAGUAGGCAUAUUGAAAAUAUGCUGCUGAGGAGUAUAUUUCAGGUUGAUGUUAAAAAAUUGAAUUCAGCAACAGGAUAGAUGAUUGUGCAAGCAGCUAUAGUAUCAUAGCAUCCUCGAGGCCAGUGGUCUCCAAACUUUCUGAUUGCACACUCAUAUCACUAAAAACUUACAUGUGCACCCACUAUGUAUAUUUAUUAAUUUAUAAGUAAUAUAUGUACUACUAUACUAAUUUAUUAUGUACAUACACAGGAGUAGAAAUUUUAAAAGUAUGAGAGAAAAGUGAAAUAAAGACUAUUUUUAAAUUAUUUAAAAUUUCAUUUUUUAAUUUUGCAAAAUAUACUUUUUUCUUGCAUCCAAAUGGAUUGUCUUGGGGUGCAUGAACCUCACUUUGGAGACCACUUCUUUAGGGUGUAGUCUUGGAAAGAGUUUUAACUUGAUGGGAACAGUUAUCAAAACUGACCAGUUUAUAAUGACAGUUUUCUUUACUUUGUGAAUGUAGACUGUUGUCCUUAACAUUGUGCUGCAUGACUCUUGUGUUGGAGCUCUGUUUAUUCAGAGUUCUUAAGAAUUUGGUCCAAGGGCUGUGAACUGUUUUGCUGUUUGUUUUCCUACAGUGUACAUUAAAUGACAAAACAGGAGGUGUCAGCCUUAAGUGGUUUGCAGAAAUGCAAAGCCAUUUGAGUUUGGAGGGGAGGGCAUAUCCCCUGUCAAACACAGGGAUGUGUUAGUACUUGGCUUUAAAGGUUAGUACAAUUUUUCAACUGACUUGCCCUUUCUCAAAUGUUCACUAAAGAAAUGCAAUAUUUAGUGCUCAGAAUAAAGUAAUUAAUUUUCUUCCUGUAUCCUUCCUGGUGUUUAUUUUACUGAACUACAGUUGAAACUAUAUUUGCUGUAUGCCUGUGCUUUAAUCUUGUAAACUGGCAUAAAUUUUUAAUAGUAUUUAAUAUCAGUUUUUAAAAAUUGAUGGGUCAAAAUUACUGUACAUGUGUUGGGAUACAUAAAGAAGUCAAAAUAUACAUCUUUUAAAUGCCUCAAAAGGUGUGUCAAAGUAUGUAAGUUUUCAUGUGUUUGACUGGAGAGGCAAGAUAGAUGUUCUAGUAAAAUAUGACAAUGGUGAUUCGGAUUUUUUUAAAUUAUCUAUUUUACCUGUAAAUCUCAGCCUGAACGAUCUCAUACAAAAACAUGGAAAAUAAGUCAUGUGAGAACUCUUGAUGGUCCAGCUGUAUCUGGAGAACAAAAUAGCUGGAUUUCCUGUGUAUUUACAAUGCAGUCAUAUGAUUUGAGUUGUCUUCUCAACUGGUGAUACUUCAACCUUCAGAGAAGAUGAAAUGACUUCAACUUGUUGAAAUAAUAAAGGACAUCAUAGUUGGUAAAAAUGCAGCCUUUCUCAAUGAAGUUACGGCAGAGAAACAUUCAGGCCUCCUGUAAAUAAAGACAUGAUUCUCAAAA
Molecule: messenger RNA, 9632 nt
Organism: Taeniopygia guttata (zebra finch)
Lineage: Eukaryota; Metazoa; Chordata; Aves; Passeriformes; Estrildidae
Gene: USP38
Product: ubiquitin specific peptidase 38
Biological process (GO): protein deubiquitination; ubiquitin-dependent protein catabolic process
Cellular component (GO): cytosol; nucleus
Molecular function (GO): cysteine-type deubiquitinase activity
Source: RefSeq, a predicted model, not a curated record